Mobula hypostoma (lesser devil ray) is the source of this 5085-nucleotide messenger RNA. RefSeq names its product F-box DNA helicase 1 (gene fbh1). Gene Ontology annotation, molecular function: ATP binding; protein binding; DNA binding. Gene Ontology annotation, biological process: double-strand break repair via homologous recombination; replication fork processing. Lineage: Eukaryota; Metazoa; Chordata; Chondrichthyes; Myliobatiformes; Myliobatidae. The coding region runs from base 775 to 3609 and encodes 944 amino acids. The transcript has 20 exons. Gene Ontology annotation, cellular component: nucleus. The record is from RefSeq and is a predicted model, not a curated record.
ACGGUAUAAUAGUAAUUUUGUCGAGGCCUCGGAGAGGAGCACUGACCAAACACGUCUAAUCCAUACGCAUGCACACUGGCGCCCCUCAAGUUAUUGGUUUUGAUGAGGGGUAAUUUUUUUUCCCCCAGGUCUCUUGAAAUAAGGCCACUUUUUUUUAGUUUGAGUGACAGGUCUUGGUUUACAAUUCCAUUUGAAAGUUGGCACCUCAUUCAGUGCAACAGACCGGCAGUGUCAGCUUAGAUUUAUUUACAUAGUUUUCUGGUUAUGAGAAUUAAAUAUGUAGCCUACCACAAAAGCCUCAACAGCUGAGCCACACUACCAGUAAGGCAAUACAGUUGUCGCUUGAUUUACAAAAGGGAUGAGUUUUGUUAAGUGAAAUUUCAUAGAUAGUAAAGGCUGGGUGAAAUUUGUCAUGCUUUUUUCUGCAGCUGUAUUCCUUUGGAUAGAAACUGGUGCAUUGCUUUGCAAAGCCAAGACAGAGUCAAAGGCUUGUGUUAACAAAAUUAAUGGAAAUUAAGGAAUCACAAACAUGAGAAAAUCUGCAGAUGCUGGAAAUCCAAGCAACACACACGAAAUGCUGGAGGAACUCAGCAGGCCAGGCAGCAUCUAUGGAAAAAUGUACAGUUGACGUUUCUGGCCAAGACCCUUCAGCAGGACUGAAGAAAAAAGCUGAGGAGUAGACGAGGCAAGCGCAAACAUCUUGCUUCCUCAGAUUGCCUGUCUCUGAGCAACAGCCGUGUGGGUGCGUUCUCACUGACACAGCCAUUCUGUUAUAUGGGCACAGGCAGAGGUUUACAUAGGGGUCUAUACCCAAGGAGCAGGAAAACAGCAGGCCGAUUAUGCCAUCUCCAAAGGCAGCAGGUGGAUGACAUGCACAGGCCCUCUGAAGAUGUGACCAGCGGCAAAGCCAGUGUCGGCCAGUCAAACUCUGAGCUCGAUUUUGCUUUCGACCCCAAAGAUUUCCUUUCCAGUGACGUGUCCAUUGAAAAUGACGUGUUGGUUCUGAAUUCAAACUCCAGCAGAAAGCAACCCGUGCUGUCACCGGGAUGUUCGAACAGCGAUAGGAGUGGAUUGGACCGCUCCACAAGGAGCCUGGAAAAUGUCCCUGUCAUCCUCCAGCAGAAUAACAUGAGAGCUGGAGUCACUGGUGCUGAGCCAGAGGUCGAACCUCUCCCUGAUUCCUACUUUGGAUUGUUGGGAUGCACAGGCUCCCAGACACGGCCUUCCGGACACAUCUCCCAGCUCCCAGACGAAAUUCUCAGGGCUAUAUUCUGUCACCUGCCAGCGGUGGACUUGUAUAGCUUCAGGCUGGUCUGUCAGCAAUGGCGACGUGUUCUCAGUGACCCAAUGUUUGUGCCAUGGAAGAGACUGUACUAUCGAUACAGGAAGGGCCAAAGAACUGCCAUGAUGGAAGUUGACAGGAUUCUGAAAGAAAACAAAGUCACAAAGGGUGACAAACAGGGCAUGAUAAAUCUUGUAAGGUAUGUGGCAUCUCUCCAGCAUGCAAGAACUGUAAACUCUGAAGCAGUCUUGGAUUGUCUUAAGGACCACCCUGUCUUCAGUCAGUCCAAAUUAUGCAUGAACCAGAUCCUUCCAGAUGUUUUCGGAGCAGCCAGGACUAUAAGCACAUGGGCGAUACUGGCUGUGAUCGUUCUCCUGUCCAGUAGUGUACAAGAAAUCCAGACACUUAUUUCCUCUCUGGGGCAACCUUGUUCAACUCUCCCACCAACAGAGUUUAUGGAAGUCCUGUACUGCAUGGCGACGUUACUCUUUGCCCUUGGAGAAAAAGACAUCGGCAUCAGCAACAGGAUCCAUUAUAAUCUGUUCUGCGUGCUCUACUUGAGGGAGAAUCCGGUCUGCAGAAAGCAGCCGACGCGUGUCUGUUCUCCGGACUCUGGCAGGCUUGAGAGGGAUAAUGUAUAUCAAAGUCCUGAGCUGGAGCGUGUGCUGAGUCAUGAAAUCCUCCCAGACCGUGUGAUAAAAAUAAUGGGACUUGCGGGUACAGGUAAAACGUCAUUGCUGAUUACGUAUGCAUGGCACAGACCUCACCUCCAGUUCCUGUUUGUACUUCCCAACAAGCCUGUUCCAGAGGAAGUCAGUUACCAUUUCCCUUCAAAUGUGGAGUGUACAACCAUGCACACCAAAGCCUAUCAGUGUGUUGGGUACAAAUACCAUCAGAAAAAGAAGCUUAUGCAUUGUGGUCUGAAGCCAUUUGCUGUUUCAAGAUUUGCUGAAGGACAGGGUAGCCUUUCUCGAGCAAGUUUUAUCUGUCGGAUCCUCAGCACUUUCUUCUCCUCAGCGGAUGCAUCUAUCACUGUAGCUCAUGUACCGGGCGAAUGCAAGAGCACGUAUGGAGGUACCAGGUCAAUGGAACAUCACGAGAAAUUAGAGCUGGUUGGAGAUGCAAAGAAGAUUUGGAAAAAGAUGGUGGAUCUUCAUGAAACCAACUACUUCAUGACUCAUGAUGGCUAUCUGAAACUUUGGCAACUUAGCAAACCCAAUCUGUCGCAAUUUGAUGUCCUCCUUUUGGAUGAAGCUGAAGAUUGUAGUCCAGCCAUUAUGGACAUUAUACUUUCUCAGAAAUGUGGGAAGAUUCUUGUGGGAGAUCCACACCAACAGAUCAGUAGUUCCAAGAGUCCUUUUGAAGCUCUGUGUGAAGCUCACCGCCCUCAACUGUUCAGUCUAACACAAAGUUUCAGAUUUGGACCCCAGAUAGCUUAUGUGGCAGCAACAAUAUUGGAAGUGUGCAAACAAGUCAAAGACAAGACCUUGGUUGGCGGAAAUGAAGAUGGCAAUGCUACUCAAAGCUCAGUUGGGCAGGUGGCAGUUCUGUGUAAGACUACAUCUGCUGUGUUCGACGAAGCUGUGCGUAUUGUGACCAGCAGCAAUCCAACCAAGAUGUAUUUCAUUGGGGGACUUGAUAAGUUUGGAAUGAGCACAAUACUGGAUAUUUGGAUGUUAAUGAUCUUGGAGAAGGAACAAGCAACCAAAGACCUUGUGAUUCGGAAUCCAUUCGUCCAGAUGUUUGAAGGCAAUGGUGGUUGGCAUGGACUAAGAAAGUAUGCUGUACAAGUUGAAGACUCAGAGCUGGAGGAGAGGAUUGCAGUUGUGGAGAAAUACAGUCUGGAAAUUCCUAUGCUAGUGAAGAAAAUCACCAACCUCUGUGUCAAUUGCCCAUCAUUUGCAAAUGUUCUUCUGGGAACCGUGCACAAAGCAAAAGGAUUGGAGUUUGAUACAGUGCAGAUUGCUGAAGACCUUAUAAAGGUUCCUGACUUUCAACAUAACCCUACUGUUCUUUCACAGUUCAAGAUGGACUUGGUCCCAAGUAUCGACUGGAACUUGCUUUAUAUUGCCGUUACCCGUGCAAAGAGGCGUCUAGUGAUGAGCCGGUCUUUGGAAUGUCUUCUCUCCUUUGCCAGCGAGUAUUUUCUAAAGCCUGAGUUAACCACCAACCUGCUUGGCAAGAGCUUGCCUGCUAAAUGCAAUGUCAGAGGGUGUUUGAAUCAUAUUUCAAGGGAAGCAGUGUUAACAAUGAGGAAAGCAUCAAGUUUACAGUGUGCUGGGAAGAUCUACCUCCUCGUUUCUCCAGAACUGGGCAAAUUGUGUUAGACCAGGCAGAAGGGGUUGUGAUCCCCCUUUGAAAAUAUCCUGGAGCUGGGAGUGUGGUAGGAGAUAGCAGUGAGAAGGGUGAGAGCAUGUAAUUAUUGUUGGAAGAGAUCAGACAACCGGCCGACAUAUCACCUCCAUCAGGAAGGAUGUUAUAUCUGGAACUCCCAAGAAAUCUUAUGAAAAUAUCCUGCUAAUUUGCAACUUAGAUAAGGAUUUGCAGUAUGUAAAUAUUUUAACUCCUAUUGUGAUAAAAAAAAUUACUGUUUUCAAUCAUCUUUAUGCACUUAAUGUUUUAUAUCUGUUUUCCCUCCAUAAAGCUGCUGUUCAUUUAACUAUUGAGUUAUGUUUAAUUUGUGUUCCACCUCUCUCACGGAGGUUGUAACUUCAUAAUACUGUUUGUUUUAAAUUUUUCCUGCGGAUGGCGGGAGUUUCCUGAUCACCCUUACCACUUCACCAACAUUGUCAGUCAUCUCAAGUAACAUACACACACACACAAUGCUGGAAGAACUUUGCAGGUUAGACGUCUUUGGAGAUGAAUAAAGAAUUGACACUUCAGGCAGAGACCCUUCACCAAGACCCUUCUCAGCCCAAAAUAACAUCCUUGCUGUGAUAAAUGGAAACUCAUCUCCCAUUGAAUGUCAGACUUCAAUGCAGAAAAGUGUGAGGUCUUGCAUUUUGGGAGGACAAAUGACGGUAGGACUUGAAACAGUGAACAGUAGGGCACUGAAGUGUGUGGUAGAGCAAAGGGACAUGGGAACACAGAUCCAAUGUUCCAUGACUGGCAUCACAGGUAGAUAGGGUGAUAAAGAGAGCUUUUGGUGUUGUGUAUUGUCUGCGGUUCUGGUUAUCUACCUACAAGAAUGGUAAGCUUAAAAGAAUACGGAGAAAAUUUACAAGGAUGUUGCUGGGACUUGAGGACCUGAGUUAUAGGGAAAUGAUGAUUAGGUUUAAUUAUUCCCUGGAAUGCAGGAGAAUGAGGCGAAAUGUUAUGGAGACAUACAAAGUUAUAAGCAAUAUGGAUAAGAUAAGUGGAUGCAGGCUAUUCCCCCCCCACCCCAAGGUUGGGUGAGACUAGAACCAGAGGUCAUAGGUUUAGAAUGAAAGAUUAAGUAUUUAAGUGGAACCUGUGGGAGUACAUCAUCACUCAGAGGGUGGUGAGAGUGUGGAACAAUCUGCCAGAAGAAGUGGUUGAUAGAAGUGUAGCUCAGAAGGGUAGGGCAAGGAAGAGGAGGGCAGUUGUGAUAGGGGACUCAAUAGUAAGGGGGUCAGAUAGGCGAUUCUGUGGACGCAGUCCAGAGACCCGGAUGGUAGUUUGCCUCCCUGGUGCCAGGGUCCGGGAUAUUUCUGAUCGUGUCCAAGAUAUCCUGAAGUGGGAGGGUGAGGAGCCAGAGGUCGUGGUACAUAUAGGUACCAAUGACAUAGGUAGGAAAAGGGAUGAGGUCCUGAAAGGAGAAUAUAGGGAGCUAGGAAGGGAGU